Molecule: messenger RNA, 1386 nt
Organism: Peronospora matthiolae
Lineage: Eukaryota; Oomycota; Peronosporomycetes; Peronosporales; Peronosporaceae
Source: the annotation of a GenBank genome assembly
AUGCGGACGUUGAUCAAGGGCGGCGGGUGGAAAAAAAACGAGGAUGAGACCCUCAAAAAGGCUGUGGAGAGGUACGGUACGAGCAAGUGGGCGCGCGUGGCAUCUCUGCUCCCGCGCAAGUCGAUCAAGCAGUGUAUAGCGCGGUGGUACGAGUGGCUCCAUCCGACCAUCAACCUGGCUGAGUGGAGUCGCGAAGAGGAAGAAAAGCUUCUGCAUCACGCCAAGCUCAUGCCCUUGCAGUGGCAAGCGAUUGCGGAUAUUGUGGGGCGCACAGCAGCGCAGUGUCUAUACCACUAUGAGCGACUACUGGACGCAGCGCAGAAGAAGAACAGCGUGGUCGUGAGCGAUGAUCCGAGACGGCUGCGUCCGGGUGAAAUUGACCCCAGUCAAGAGGGAAGACUAGCGUGGUCGGACCCCGUGGACGUUGACGAAGACAAGAAGGAGGUGCUGUCGGACGCACAGGCUCGAUUGGCGAGUACAAAGGGCAAAAAAGACAAGAUGAAGAAUCAUGAGACGCAGCACGAGGAAGCGCGAGGACUGAAGGUCUUGCCAAAGAAACGAGAUCUCGAGAUGGCGGGCUUGUUGUCGUCAAGUUCAAGUGUGGACAUGAAGAAACGGAAGAUUGAUCGUGCGACCAAGAUCCCGUUUGAGAAGAAAGCGUCAGCGAGAUUAUGUGAUGUGUUGGAGGUAAAACGAUUUGCAAAUAAAAUGGAUGAGAAGUGUGACGAUGUCAAGCAGCAGAAAGUGGAUGACGGAGAAGUACAAUUUGAACAGCAGUACCGAAAUCGUACCCAGACUAGCAGUACUUUUUUGUUUGGACAAGCGUACAAGAAUCGCAAUCCAGUUGCAAUUACUGGAAAAAAGAACGGAAAUUUUUUCCACGCAACCAAGUCGGCGGGUUCCACUUCCAACAGUGGAGCAUCGAAGAAAGAGUCAGAAGCAUGUCAAGGGUCAAAAAGUCCUGUUGAUGACUUUAAGCUUCAUCCGAGUAACGUCAGAAGCAAUUUUACGGCACCUCCAACUUCAUUUUCUCCUCGAGUUGCAAGAUCAAGAAUACAUCGUCACAGUUUUGAUCAUGGGAACUGGCGGGGCGGAUUCCAGUCGUCAGGUGCAAGAAGUCGGGCUUCAUUUUUGGCGUUGAAGACCGAAUGCCGUACGCAUUACGAAGUGCUUGGUAUUGACAAGACAGCGACGAGCGACCAAGUCAAGAGGUCGUACCAAAAAUUGGCGCGUGUGUAUCAUCCAGAUAAGUCAAAGGUGAUGUCGCAUGCUGAUUUGUUUAAGGACAUGACAGCAGCGUACAGCGUGCUUUCCGACAAAAGUGCCCGGGAUGCGUAUGAUAUUGAGCUGAUGAAGAAAAAUUCUGGCAAUUUCUACAAGAACUAG